UCGCCAGCCCAGAAGCUGCCCCAAAGCCAAGUGCCAAGUCCAUCUACGAGCAGAGGAAGCGUUACUCCACUGUGGUUAUGGCCGACGUAUCCCAGUAUCCAGUCAAUCACCUGGUGACAUUCUGCCUGGGUGAGGAGGAUGGCGUGCACACCGUGGAGGAUGCCUCCAGGAAGCUCGCCGUCAUGGACAGCCAGGGCCGAGUCUGGGCACAGGAGAUGCUGCUGCGCGUGUCCCCGGACCACGUCACGCUGCUCGACCCAGUCUCCAAGGAGGAGCUGGAGUCGUACCCGCUGGGUGCCAUCGUGCGCUGCGACGCGGUGAUGCCACCCGGCCGGAGCCGCUCGCUGCUGCUCCUCGUGUGCCAGGAGCCCGAGCGCGCGCAGCCGGACGUGCACUUCUUCCAGGGCCUGCGCCUGGGGGCGGAGCUGAUCCGCGAGGACAUCCAGGGGGCGCUGCACAACUAUCGCUCCGGCCGCGGCGAGCGCAGGGCGGCGGCGCUCAGGGCCACGCAGGAGGAACUGCAGCGCGGCCGCUCGCCGGCCGCCGAGACCCCACCCCUGCAGCGCCGGCCGUCGCUCCGCGCCGUAGUCAGCACAGGGGAGCGGGCGGCGGGCCGCGGGAGGCCCCAGGAGGAGCCCAUCCCCGAGGCGGAGGAGGCGCAGAGGCCUGGCCCACCGGGGACCUCGGGCAGCGCUGACCCGGCCUCCCCGGACCUGGGUCCCCGGGGUCCGGACCUGGCCAGUCUACAGGCGGAGCGGGAGGUGGACAUCCUGAACCACGUAUUCGACGACGUGGAGAGCUUCGUCUCGAGGCUGCAGAAGUCGGCGGAGGCGGCCCGCGUGCUGGAGCACCGCGAGCGCGGCCGCAGGGCCCGGCGCAGGGCGGCCGGGGAGGGCCUGCUGACGCUGCGGGCCAAGCCGCCCACGGAGGCCGAAUACACCGACGCGCUUCGGAAGAUCAAGUACGCCUUCAGCCUGCUGGCCCGGCUGCGCGGCAACAUCGCCAACCCCUCGUCCCCGGAGCUGCUGCACUUCCUGUUCGGACCCCUGCAGAUGAUCGUGAACACGUCGGGGGGCCCCGAGUUCGCGAGCGGCGUGCGGCGGCCGCACCUGACGUGCGAGGCCGUGGCGCUGCUGCGGGACAACGUCAAUCCACGUGAAAACGCUCUCUGGACCUCGCUCGGGGACUCGUGGACCCGCCCUGGGCUGGAGCUGCCCCCGGAGGAGGGACCCCCAUAUAGCCCUGAGUUCUACAGCGGCUGGGAACCCCCGGCCACUGACCCGCAAGGCCGCGCCUGGGAGGACCCAGUGGAGAAACAGCUACAGCAUGAGCGGAGGCGCCGGCAGCAAAGCGCCCCCCAGGUCGCUGUCAAUGGUCACCAAGAUCCGGAGCUGGAAUCUGAGCCCCACCUGGAGUCAGAGCCAGCAGGAAAGUGGGUCCUGUGUAAUUAUGACUUCCAGGCCCGCAACAGCAGCGAGCUGUCGGUCAAGCAACGGGAUGUACUGGAGGUCCUGGAUGACAAGCGCAAGUGGUGGAAGGUUCGGGACCACCGGGGACAGGAGGGAUAUGUACCCUAUAAUAUCCUGACACCCCACCCAGGACCCCAGGUGGACCGCAGCCAAAGCCCUGCCGGCAGCCUGAAUAGCACACCCCCUCCCCCGCCAGCUCUGACCCCAGCUCCUGCUCCAGUUCGGCCCCGCUGGGAUAGCUGUGAUAGCCUCAAUAAUUUGGACCCCAGCGACAAGGAGAAAUUCUCCCAGAUGCUCAGUGUCAACGAGGAGCUGCAGGCGCGCCUGGCCCAGGGCCGCUCGGGCCCUAGCCGCGCAGUCCCAGGGCCCCGCGCCCCGGAGCCACAGCUCAGCCCGCGCUCGGACGCCUCGGAGGUCCGCGCCUGGCUGCAGGCCAAGGGCUUUAGCGCUGGGACCGUGGACGCGCUGGGCGUGCUGACCGGGGCGCAGCUUUUCUCGCUGCAGAAGGAGGAGUUUCGGGCGGUGAGCCCGGAGGAGGGCGCGCGGGUGUACAGCCAGGUCACGGUGCAGCGCGCGCUGCUGGAGGAUAAAGUGUCAGAGCUGGAGGCGGUGAUGGAGAAGCAAAAGAAGAAGGUGGAAGGUGAGACGGAAACGGAGGUCAUUUGACCUUUCUUGGCUCCUUCGCAAAAAGUGACGAGGUCCCGUGGGAGA
Molecule: messenger RNA, 2180 nt
Organism: Propithecus coquereli (Coquerel's sifaka)
Lineage: Eukaryota; Metazoa; Chordata; Mammalia; Primates; Indriidae
Gene: EPS8L1
Product: EPS8-like 1
Exons: 18
Coding region: 78-2135 (685 amino acids)
Biological process (GO): positive regulation of ruffle assembly; Rho protein signal transduction; regulation of Rho protein signal transduction
Cellular component (GO): plasma membrane; vesicle; ruffle membrane
Molecular function (GO): actin binding
Source: RefSeq, a predicted model, not a curated record